Dovyalis caffra is the source of this 2316-nucleotide messenger RNA. The record is from the annotation of a GenBank genome assembly. NCBI's taxonomy places the organism in Eukaryota, Viridiplantae, Streptophyta, Magnoliopsida, Malpighiales, Salicaceae.
AUGGGAAGUGGAAUCUCCACACUCUUCCCUUGCUUCAAACCUCCAAACAGCAAUCAACAGGACUUGGUUUUCGCUGCUUCUGAGCCGUUAGAUGAAACCCUAGGUCACUCAUUCUGUUACGUCCGAUCUUCUAACCGUUUUCUCUCUCCUACUCCCUCCGAUCGCUUUGUCUCUCCUUCUCACUCCCUCCGUUUCUCCCCGACCCGGCCCGUACCCGAAACCGGUUUCAAGUCCAUUUCCGGUGCUUCCGUUUCUGCCAAUACUUCCACUCCUAGAACUGUCCUCCAACUUGACAAUAUUUACGACGAUGCCACUGAUAUUAUUAACUCUUCUAAUAAUACUGGCGGCUUUCUUACUUCUUCUACUGGAGGUGUAAGGGCUAAUAAUACUGGCAGUAUUGUUAAUAAUGUGAAUGGGUUUGAGAGCACGGCGUCGUUUAGUUCGUUGCCGUUACAGCCAGUGCCACGUGGAGGGGAGGGGUUUUUCUUGUCGGGUCCGAUUGAGAGAGGCGCAUUGUCGGGUCCGCUUGACCCGAAUACGGGUGGAGCAACCGAUGGGAGUGGCGGGCGGGUGCAUUUCUCGGCUCCACUUGGUGGCAUUUAUGUAAAGAACAAGAAGAGGAGGGGGAAGGGUAUUUCGGGGAUUAAAAAAGCGAUAUAUCGGAAUAUAUCGGAGAAGAAUCGGCCGUGGGUUGUUCCGGUGUUGAAUUUCGUGAACCGGAGGGAGAAUUCGGGGACAGGAGAGGAGAGAGAGGGGAGAGAAGAAGGGGAUAGUGUGCAGUGGGCGCUAGGGAAGGCAGGAGAGGAUAGGGUGCAUGUGGUUGUAUCGGAGGAGCACGGAUGGUUGUUUGUUGGGAUUUAUGAUGGGUUUAAUGGACCUGACGCGCCAGAGUUCUUGAUGGGGAAUCUUUAUAGAGCUGUUUUUAAUGAACUUCAAGGUUUGUUUUGGGAGGUUGUUGAAGAGGAGCCUCAAGAGACUAUUCAUGUGGAGGGAAUUGAAAGCAGAACUGGUCUCAUUGUGGAAAAGAGUGGUGCAAGCGACGGGAAGGAUCUCAUUGUGAAAAGUGAGUGCAAUUUGGUGUCAAAAACGGAUCCAUUAGAGGAAAUUUGUGUUAAAAAGGAUGGUGGUGGUUUAAUUUGUGGAAUGGAAUCUAAUGUGGUUAAUCAGGAUAGAGUGAAGAGGGUUUCGUUUCAACCAGAGGAGAUGGAGGGGACAGCCAGUACCCGGAGGAGGAGAUUAUGGGAGUUUCUAGCGGAGGAUGAUCUGGAAGAUGGGCUUGAUCUUUCGGGGUCGGAUAGGUUUGCGUUUUCUGUAGAUGAUGCGAUUAGUGUAGGUAAUGCAGGGUCAGCUGUUAGUAGAAGGUGGUUGUUGCUUUCGAAACUGAAACAAGGGUUGUCGAAACAUAAGGAGAGGAAGUUGUUUCCGUGGAAAUUUGGAUUGGAGGGGAAGGAGAAGGUGGAAGUGGAGAGUAGUAAAGAAGAGGAAAGGGUUUUGAAGAGGAAAUGGAAGGCAGGACCGGUUGACCAUGAGUUGGUUUUGGGGGCAUUGUCAAGGGCGUUAGAAGUGACUGAAUUAGCAUACCUGGAUAUGACAGAUAAGGUGUUGGAUACCAAUCCGGAGUUGGCAUUGAUGGGUUCAUGUUUGUUGGCUGUGUUGAUGAGGGAUGAAGAUGUGUAUGUGAUGAAUGUGGGUGACAGCAGGGCAAUUGUUGCACAGCAUGAGCCACAAGAAGUUGGUUCUAGUGUGAAUGAAAAUAAACUGAGCACAGAGGCAAUAAUCGAAACGAGGUUGACUGCAUUGCAGCUAUCUACCGAUCACAGCACAAGCAUUGAAGAAGAAGUGAUUAGAAUCAAGAACGAGCACCCAGAUGACAACCAGUGUAUUGUGAAUGACAGGGUGAAAGGUCGUCUGAAGGUUACCAGAGCGUUUGGGGCAGGAUUUCUGAAAAGGCCCAAGUUGAAUGAUGCCUUGCUGGAAAUGUUCCGAAAUGAGUAUAUCGGCACCGCACCAUACAUAUCCUGUUCACCUUCUCUUCAUCACCACCAACUGUGUCCAAGAGAUCAAUUUCUAGUCCUCUCAUCUGAUGGAUUAUAUCAGUAUCUGACCAAUCAGGAAGUGGUUUCUCAUGUUGAGAGUUUCAUGGAGAAGUUUCCAGAUGGAGACCCUGCACAGCAACUGAUAGAGGAGCUUCUUUUCGCGCAGCCAAGAAAGCUGGAGGUUAUGCAGGGACAUCCUGUAUUGUUGAAUAGAGGGCCUGCUCUGCACAGAUUAGGCAUAAAGGCAUUCCAACCCAUUUUGGUGGAUGCUGCCACAUAA